This is a messenger RNA of Wallemia ichthyophaga EXF-994, 4755 nucleotides long. RefSeq names its product Myosin-2A. Gene Ontology annotation, molecular function: microfilament motor activity; ATP binding; actin filament binding. Gene Ontology annotation, biological process: actin filament organization; vesicle transport along actin filament. Bases 1 to 4755 code for a protein of 1584 amino acids. Lineage: Eukaryota; Fungi; Basidiomycota; Wallemiomycetes; Wallemiales; Wallemiaceae. Gene Ontology annotation, cellular component: myosin complex; vesicle; cytoplasm. The record is from RefSeq and is a predicted model, not a curated record. The transcript has 7 exons.
AUGAGUGAAUACAGUUUAGGCGUCCGCGUGUGGAUCGCAGACAAAGCAGAGGGAUGGAUUGGUGCUGAAGUCACUGCCCGCACUGAGGACGCGCUUACCUUUGUGGAUGAAAGGGGCAACGAAAUCACAAAGAAAACGUCAGACAAGGACCUUCCUUUGUUACGAAACCCCGUUUUACUUGAAGGUACAGACGAUCUUGUCAAUUUGUCAUAUCUGAAUGAGCCAGCUGUCCUCUAUUCUAUUAAGCGUCGCUACGCUCAACACUCCAUUUAUACCUACUCUGGAAUCGUCCUUAUAGCCGUGAAUCCUUUCGCAAAGUUAUCCGUUUAUGGCCCUGCUAUUAUGCAGGCUUACUCUACGCGCAGGCGCGGUGAGCUGGAACCUCAUAUUUACGCUAUAGCCCAAGAUGCUCAUGCAUCCAUGACAAGAGACAAUAAAAAUCAAACUAUGGUUGUCUCUGGUGAAUCUGGCGCUGGUAAAACCGUAUCCGCUAGGCAUAUAAUGCAAUACCUCGCCUUCUUAGGCCAAGACGGUCCAGGCGGUGCUUCAAGUGGCACUGAUGCUAGUAUUCUCGCUACCAAUCCUGUCAUGGAAGCUUUCGGUAACGCCAAAACCAUCCGUAAUAACAACUCAAGUAGAUUCGGUAGAUACCUCAAAAUCCUUUUCGAUAAUCAAUGUAACAUUAUCGGAGCUCAAACUAGCAUAUACCUUCUCGAGAGGUCUCGAUUAAUAUUUCAGCCUGAAGGUGAAAGAAAUUAUCACAUCUUCCAUCAGCUCUGCGCAGGUGUGCCACCUAAAGAGAGAGCUGAGCUACGUUUGGGUGCAAGCAGUGAUUUCCAUUACCUUAAUCAAGGCGGUUCUGCUUUAAUCCCAGGCGUGGAUGACGCCGCUGAAUUUGAAAUAACACAAAAAGCCCUGUCUACUCUUGGUAUUGGCGUUGAGAAGCAGUGGAAUAUCUUCAAACUUCUCGCUGCUCUCCUUCACCUCGGCAACGUCAAGAUUGGCCAGACAAGAACAGAUGCAACUCUUAGCGAAGAAGAUGAAGCAUUCCAAAUCGCAACUGAAUUCUUGGGUAUUAGUCUUUCUGACUUUAAGAAGUGGACUGUUAAAAAACAGAUUAUUACACGUGGAGAGUCUAUUGUUAGUUCACUCAAUGCCGCUCAAGCGAGCGUUGUCAGAGAUUCUGUUGCUAAAUAUAUCUACGCCUGUCUCUUUGAUUGGCUGGUUGCUGUCCUCAAUGAAGCUUUGUACAAGAAAGAAGACUCUUCUAGGUUUAACAGCUUCAUCGGUGUCUUGGAUAUUUAUGGUUUCGAGCAUUUCAAGCGCAACUCUUUCGAACAGUUUUGCAUCAAUUAUGCUAAUGAGAAGUUGCAACAAGAGUUCAACGCGCAUGUCUUCAAACUUGAGCAAGAUGAGUAUAUCAAGGAGGAGAUACAUUGGGAAUUCAUAUCAUUUUCUGAUAAUAGACCAACCAUCGACAUGAUUGAAGGAAAACUUGGGAUUCUUUCACUCUUAGAUGAGGAGUCUAGGAUGCCAUCUGGAACCGAUCAAAACUUCCUCGAGAAACUCCACACACAACUCACCAAACCAGAAUACAAAGACAUUUACAAGAAGCCAAGAUUUGGUAAUACUGCAUUCACUGUUGCGCACUAUGCCCACGAUGUUGCCUACGAAGCUGAAGGUUUCCUUGAGAAAAACCGGGACACUGUACCAGACGAGCACCUUCAACUUCUUGGUAGUUCAUCAAAUGAGUUCCUUCGCGAGGUCAUCGAGAUUGCUGUUGCAUCAAACGCAGCGGCUACUCCACCUACAUCUACCGCGGCUAACAACGUAGCAGUUGGCCGCCGACAAAACCUCAAGAAGCCAACACUUGGAUCUAUCUUCAAGAGCUCUUUGAUCUCGCUGAUGGAAACUAUCAACGACACCAAUGCACAUUACAUCCGCUGUAUAAAGCCAAACGAGCACAAAAAAGCCUGGGAUAUAGAUUCACAGCAAGUCUUGUCUCAACUUCGUGCGUGUGGUGUUCUCGAGACAAUCAAGAUAUCGAGUGCAGGUUAUCCGACAAGAUGGUCGUAUGCAGAGUUUACUGAUCGUUACUACCCACUUGUUAGCUCAGAUCACUGGAUGGGUGAUAUGAAAGGUCUAUGCCUUCAAAUUCUGCAAGAUAACAUUAAGGAUGAAGACAAAUACCAAAUUGGUCUUUCUAAGAUAUUCUUCAGAGCUGGAAUGUUGGCCUAUCUGGAGAAGUUACGUGCUGAUCGUCUCAAUGCUCUUGUCACUCUGAUACAGAAGAAUAUCCUGAGAUUUUUACAUGUCAAAUAUUACAAAAAGAUUCGUAACGCCACGCUUACUAUCCAAACCUGGUGGAGAAGAGCUCUGGCUAUUAGAUACGUCGAGAAGCUUCGUCGUGAUACCAUCAUCUUUAGAUUACAAAGCGCUGGUCGUAGGAAGUUGGCUGUGGGCAAGUUCCAAGCAGCUCGCAAGAUAGUUAUUCUUAGUCAAGCUCACAUUCGUGGUAUGCAAGCAAGAGUUGGAUUUGUAGACUUCAAGUACAGAUCAUCUGCACUCACAUUGCAGCGCGUUGCACGUGGAGUUAUCGUACGUCGUGAACAUGAUAAGUCGCUUCGGGGUAUAAUUCACUUGCAAGCUUGCUACAGACGUAUACUUGCUCGUAAAGAGUUCAAGCAGCUCAAGAGCGAAGCACGCUCUGUUGCACACAUCCAAGAAGUCUCCUACAAACUUGAAAACAAGGUCGUCGAACUCACUCAAAAUCUUCAAAAGACUCGUGAGGAGAAAAAGGAUCUCACACGCCGUUGCAAUCAACUUGAGAAGCAACUUGGAAAUAUGCAAAAUCGUCACGAGGACAGCGAUCAGCGUUUGAAGGAGAUGAUGAAUGAGUUGGCUAAGCCUACUGUGGGAUUAUCUGACUUCAAUGAACUUGAAUUAUUUAAGCGUGAUCUUCAAACUCAAGUUUCGACACUCAAAAUCGAUGUCCAGGAACGUGAUAAACAAAUUAGACAACAUAAGGACGAGUUGACCCAUCAAGCACAAGAGAUCGACAGUAAGAGUGCACAAGCAGCAGAAUCUGCUGCUCGUGCAGCUGACGAAACAAUCGUAAAUCAACUUAAGACUGAGAUUGUUAGUCUUAAGGACCAGCUUCAUCGUGCAAACACUCUUAAUGCACUAGAGCAUGGAAGUGCGAAAUCGAAACAGAUCACCGCACCAACGUUCUCAAUGCAUCUCGGCAAAUCUAAUGAGAACGUUGCUGCACUUGUGAAUGGUGCCAACAGUCCUACAGUCGAGGGUAAUCCUUCUGAUGCACUCGAAGCUCUUGGUUUACCUCCAAACAAACGUCGUCAACGUAGACACUCAGCUAAUGGCGCUUUCUUGGAGCAGAACGGAGAAGGACGGGAUUCAUCAGAUGAAGCACUUUCUGCUGGUAAACGCAAUGAGGCCACCCCACGUGCUGUGUCGGUUGCAUACCCGUCAGCUGAGACUGCUAACAAGCUGAAGGGUUUGAACGGACGUGCAUAUUUCCCAGAAGUGCUUGACGAUCCAUCUGAAGAGAUGAUCAAGUUGUUGGAGGAUGAGCAGAGUAUUGAUGAAGACAUAUUGGUCACAAUGAUUCAUGAACUCAAAGUACCCCUCCCAAGCUUGCAGAACCCACCUUCUGCCAAGGAAGUACUUUUCCCAGCCCACAUAAUGUCACUUGUCACCAACGAAAUGUGGAAGUACUGUCUUAUCAUGGAGAGCGAGAGACUAUUGGCAAACGUUAUGCAAACAAUCCAGCAGCAUGUCAUGAGCUUCCAAGGGGAGGAUGCGAUCGUACCAGGAUUAUUCUGGUUGUCUAACGUACACGAGGUAUGGUCAUUCGUGUGCGUGACUGAGGAUGAUAUGCUCCAGGGCAUUGUUCCAGGUGGCGAUGACCCAGACCGUCCGCUUGACUGGCCAGCUUAUGAGCAACUCAUCACUGUCGUCAAGCACGAUCUCGAGAGUUUGGAGUACAACAUUUACUUUGCAUUUAUGGAAGAAACCAAGAAAAAGUUGCGCAAGAUGAUUGUACCUGCGCUCAUUGAAUCACAAUCACUACCAGGCUUUAUCACCUCCGACACUGGUGGUAGACUGUUCAACAGACUGCUGCAAGGCAACUCACACCCAGCCUUCAGCAUGGAUGACAUACUAAACUUGCUCAACAAGGUAUGGAAGUGUCUUAAAUCAUACCGCCUUGACGAGCCGGUCGUCCUGCAAGUAAUGACUGAAUUAUUACGACUUAUUGGAAACGUUGGCUUUAAUGACCUGUUGAUGAGACGCAAUUUCAAUUCAUGGAAGCGUGCAAUGCAAAUUCAAUACAACUUGACGAGGCUGGAGGAAUGGUGCAAGAGUCACGAUCUUCCAGAAGGCUGCUUGCACCUGGAGUACAUGAUGCAAGCCACCAAGCUUCUUCAACUGAAGAAAGCAACUACCCAAGACAUGGAGAUCAUUUUCGACGUCUGUUGGAUUCUGUCACCAUCUCAGCUCCACAAGCUUAUCACUGGCUACAUGAUCGCUGAUUACGAAAGCCCACUGUCGCCGCACGUCCUGCAGACCGUCAGCGCUAGACUGUCCAGUGACAGAAAUGAUCAUCUUUUACUUGCAGAAGAGGAAGGUUCGAACUUUGAGCUACCGCAGCCACGUCAAGUCAUAGGAUUAGAUCUUUACAUUCCUGGAACGGUGAGCGUUCCUCACCUGCGCCGUAUCGCCGGCUUGGCUGCUUAG